Suillus paluster is the source of this 462-nucleotide messenger RNA. RefSeq lists its product as uncharacterized. The record is from RefSeq and is a predicted model, not a curated record. Bases 1 to 462 code for a protein of 153 amino acids. The transcript is spliced from 2 exons. Lineage: Eukaryota; Fungi; Basidiomycota; Agaricomycetes; Boletales; Suillaceae.
AUGUUCUAUGAAGAAGACAAGGCACCUCUACGUGAAGAGGGAAUCGACCGUGACAUUGGCUAUCGGACUGUGAUCGAGAUGAAGCUGAACCAGGAGUCGACCAUCCCGCGGAUCUUUAAACUUACGCGAUUUCUAGUGAGAUCCAUGACAUUCCUGCUCCACGUUCGACAUGUUAUAAUUUCGUUGGAUGACGCCGAGAUGUCUCGUGUGGCAAAAACUCGGAGCAAGGCCAGUCAGUCAAUGGCCAUUCCAAAACAUAUGGUCAGCAUUACCGUCACCUCUCAUUUGUUGGUAUCUCUUACGGCUUUCCAAGUCCGCAAAGCUUUGAUGGUCUUGGCAGCCCAGGAGGUCAAUGUUAUAUUCGCUGAAGAUGCACUCAUUGGAGCUCCGAAGACGCUCAUCACACGAGUGGAUGUGGAAGAAAGUUUACGAAAUCCAAGAGCUUCUCGACGGAGAAAAUGA